Molecule: messenger RNA, 3674 nt
Organism: Dama dama (fallow deer)
Lineage: Eukaryota; Metazoa; Chordata; Mammalia; Artiodactyla; Cervidae
Gene: RASA1
Product: RAS p21 protein activator 1
Exons: 25
Coding region: 262-3396 (1044 amino acids)
Biological process (GO): regulation of GTPase activity
Molecular function (GO): protein binding
Source: RefSeq, a predicted model, not a curated record
AAGGUUUGGGCGGCGUUUGUGCAGGCGUUGGGGUUUUUUUGCCCACUUCUCUUCCCGUAACCCGGGGAGCUCCCGAGCCUGGGCUGUGACCCGGAGAGGGGGCGCGGCGGCGGCGGCGGGCUUUCUCCUUUUGUUGUUGUUUCCUCCGCCCGGGGAGCUGAAGAGGGGACGCGCCUGGGUGGGGCGGCUCGGAGCCCGGGCCUGGUGGCCCCUGGGGGCUCCCGGGCGGGCAGGGUAGGGCCGCGUAGAGCGGGCUUCAACAUGAUGGCGGCCGAGGCCGGCGGUGAGGAGGGCGGCCCGGUCACCGCCGGGGCAGCGGGAGGCGGCGCGGCCGCGGCCUCGGGUGCCUGCCCGGCGGCGUGUCGGGUGAAGAUCCCCGCGGCCCUGCCCGUGACCGCCGCCGCCCCCUUUCCUGGGCUGGCGGAGGCCGGCGUGGCCGCGACUUUGGGUGGCGGAGCCGCUCUGGGGUCAGGCUUCCUGGGACCCGGGUCUGUGGCGGGGGCUCCGGGGGGACCCGGACUGUCAGCCGGAGGCGCUGCCGCCGGCGUGGCUGGUGUCGCCGCCGCCGCCGCCGGACCGGGCGGGGAGAUGGCUGUCGCCAAGGGGACCACUUCGUUGCCCGCUGAGACCUUCGGGGCCGGCGGCGGAUUCCCUCCUCUGCCGCCGCCGCCUCCUCAGUUGCCCCCUUUGGGCGCUGGCCUGGGAACAGUGGACGAAGGUGACUCUCUGGAUGGACCAGAAUACGAGGAGGAAGAGGUGGCCAUCCCGCUGACCGCUCCUCCGACUAACCAGUGGUAUCAUGGAAAACUUGAUAGAACUAUGGCAGAAGAACGCCUCAGGCAAGCAGGGAAGUCCGGCAGUUACCUUAUAAGAGAGAGUGAUCGGAGGCCAGGGUCCUUUGUACUUUCCUUUCUCAGCCAGACAAAUGUUGUCAACCAUUUUAGGAUUAUUGCUAUGUGUGGAGAUUACUACAUUGGGGGAAGACGUUUUUCUUCUUUGUCAGACCUGAUAGGUUAUUACAGUCAUGUUUCCUGUUUGCUUAAAGGAGAAAAACUGCUUUAUCCAGUUGCACCACCAGAGGCAAUAGAAGAUAGAAGGCGUGUCCGAGCCAUUCUCCCUUACACAAAAGUACCAGACACUGAUGAAAUAAGUUUCUUAAAAGGAGAUAUGUUCAUUGUUCAUAACGAAUUAGAAGAUGGAUGGAUGUGGGUUACAAAUCUAAGAACAGAUGAACAAGGUCUUAUUGUUGAAGACUUAGUAGAAGAGGUGGGCCGGGAAGAAGAUCCACAUGAAGGCAAAAUAUGGUUCCAUGGGAAAAUUUCCAAACAAGAAGCUUAUAAUUUACUAAUGACAGUUGGUCAAGUCUGCAGUUUUCUCGUGAGGCCGUCAGAUAAUACUCCUGGGGACUAUUCACUUUAUUUUCGGACCAGUGAAAAUAUUCAGCGGUUUAAAAUAUGUCCAACACCAAACAAUCAGUUUAUGAUGGGCGGCCGAUAUUAUAACAGCAUUGGGGACAUCAUAGAUCACUAUCGAAAAGAACAAAUUGUUGAAGGGUAUUAUCUUAAGGAACCUGUACCCAUGCAGGAUCAAGAACAAGUACUCAAUGAUGCAGUGGAUGGCAAGGAAAUUUAUAAUACAAUUCGUCGUAAAACAAAGGAUGCCUUUUAUAAAAAUAUUGUUAAAAAAGGUUAUCUUCUAAAAAAAGGAAAGGGAAAAAGGUGGAAAAAUUUAUAUUUUAUCUUAGAGGGCAGUGAUGCCCAACUUAUUUAUUUUGAAAGUGAAAAACGAGCUACAAAACCAAAAGGAUUAAUAGAUCUCAGCGUGUGUUCUGUCUAUGUUGUUCAUGAUAGUCUCUUUGGCAGGCCAAACUGUUUCCAGAUAGUGGUUCAGCACUUUAGUGAAGAACAUUACAUCUUCUACUUUGCAGGAGAAACUCCAGAACAGGCAGAGGAUUGGAUGAAAGGUCUGCAGGCAUUUUGCAACUUAAGGAAAAGUAGUCCAGGGACAUCUAAUAAACGCCUGCGUCAGGUCAGCAGUCUUGUUUUACAUAUUGAAGAAGCCCAUAAACUCCCAGUAAAACAUUUUACUAAUCCAUAUUGUAACAUCUACCUGAAUAGCGUCCAGGUAGCAAAAACUCACGCAAGGGAAGGGCAAAACCCUGUGUGGUCAGAAGAGUUUGUCUUUGAUGAUCUUCCUCCUGACAUCAACAGAUUUGAAAUAACUCUUAGUAAUAAAACGAAGAAAAGCAAAGAUCCUGAUAUCUUAUUUAUGCGCUGCCAGUUGAGCCGGUUACAGAAAGGGCAUGCCACAGACGAAUGGUUUCUGCUCAGCUCCCACAUACCCUUGAAAGGUAUCGAACCAGGGUCCCUGCGCGUCCGAGCACGGUAUUCUAUGGAAAAGAUCAUGCCAGAAGAAGAAUACAGCGAAUUUAAAGAGCUUAUACUGCAAAAGGAGCUUCACGUAGUCUACGCUUUAUCACAUGUAUGCGGACAGGACCGAACACUACUGGCUAGCAUUCUGCUGAAGAUUUUUCUUCAUGAAAAGCUUGAAUCAUUGUUGUUAUGUACACUAAAUGACAGAGAAAUAAGCAUGGAAGAUGAAGCCACUACCCUAUUCCGAGCCACAACACUUGCGAGCACCCUGAUGGAGCAGUAUAUGAAAGCCACUGCCACACAGUUUGUCCAUCACGCUUUGAAAGACUCUAUCUUAAAGAUAAUGGAAAGCAAGCAGUCUUGUGAGUUAAGUCCAUCAAAGUUAGAAAAAAAUGAAGAUGUGAACACUAAUUUAGCACACCUAUUGAACAUACUUUCAGAGCUUGUGGAGAAAAUAUUCAUGGCUUCAGAAAUACUUCCACCGACACUGAGGUAUAUUUAUGGGUGUUUACAGAAAUCUGUUCAGCACAAGUGGCCUACAAAUACCACCAUGAGAACAAGAGUUGUUAGUGGUUUUGUUUUUCUGCGACUUAUCUGUCCUGCCAUCCUGAAUCCACGGAUGUUUAAUAUCAUCUCAGAUUCCCCAUCUCCUAUUGCUGCAAGAACACUGACAUUAGUGGCUAAGUCUGUGCAGAACUUAGCAAAUCUUGUGGAAUUUGGAGCUAAGGAGCCUUACAUGGAAGGUGUCAAUCCAUUCAUCAAAAGUAAUAAACAUCGCAUGAUCAUGUUUUUAGAUGAACUAGGGAAUGUACCUGAACUUCCGGACACUACAGAGCAUUCUAGAACUGACCUUUCCCGUGAUUUAGCAGCACUGCAUGAGAUUUGUGUGGCCCAUUCAGAUGAACUGCGGACGCUCAGUAAUGAGCGUGGUGCACAACAGCAUGUACUGAAAAAGCUUCUGGCUAUAACAGAACUGCUUCAGCAAAAACAAAACCAAUAUACAAAAACUAAUGACGUCAGGUAGCAGCCUUCGCCGCAGUGUUCUGCAUGGAGUCAGCAUGCCCCAAACGGUAAAUCACAUCAGUAUCAUGUCUCCUUUGCUCUUGCCAAAAAAACAGCACACCUUUCCACAUUCCAGUGAUGUGUGAGCUAUGCAAACAGAACUCGAGAUUCUGCUGGUAGCUGCUCCAGCAGCUUCGUAAGCUAUCUUUACCAACCUCUGAGCCUUGGUGUACAGAUCACCUUUCACACAAUGUUAUGACUGUAUCUUGAACUUUGAAAAUAUAUUUUCAAUACAUUCAA